AUCUCCGGGGAAGUCACGCUGAUCAUUAUAAAACAAAGCAAAUUAUGUUCAUAGGAACAUAUAGGAAACUGAAAACUAAAAUGAGUCCUCCACAUAUUCUAGUUAUUCCUUUUCCUGCACAAGGCCAUGUAAUUCCUUUACUGGAGCUUUCAUUAUGCUUAGUUAAGCAUGGCUUCAGAGUCACAUUUGUCAACACAGAUCAUACUCACAACCGGGUCAUCAACGCAUUACCGGAAAAUUCUAUAGGGGAUGGAAUCCGUCUGGUGUCGAUUCCAGAUGGAUUGGAACCCGGGGAGGAUAGAAAUGAUAUAGGGAAGCUAUGUGCAGCAAUGCCGAAGGUGAUGCCGGGGAAGCUGGAGGAGCUCAUUGAAGAGAUCAACAGAGUGGAAGAAGAUAAGCUUGUUUGUGUGAUUGCUGAUGGGACGGUUGGAUUUGCUCUUGAAGUUGCAGAGAAGAUGAAAAUUAAGAAGGCUGCCUUUUGGCCUGCAGCAGUGGCUACUCUGGCUUUCUUUUACAAUAUUCCAAAGAUGAUUGAUGAUGGAAUCAUUGACAGUAAUGGGACUCCGUUCAAGAAACAAAUGAUUCAGUUUGCACCCAACAUGCCUGAAAUCAACAGUACAAACUUUAUUUGGGCAAACAUUGGUGGCGGCGUAGCCCAAAAGAUACUCUUUGACUAUUUCUCGAAGACCACAGAAGCUGUGAAAGUUGCAGAUACCCUUAUUGGCAACUCAACCUAUGGCUUUGAACCUGGAGCAUUCAACUUGGUAACAAAUAUGCUUCCAAUAGGACCUCUUUUGGCGAGCAACCGACAAGGAAAUUCAACAGGAUACUUCUGGCAAGAAGACUCAGCAUGCUUGGAAUGGCUUGAUCAACAACAGCCUAACUCAGUCAUUUAUGUUGCAUUUGGCAGCUUCACAGUUAUAGACAAGAUCCAAUUCCAAGAGCUGGCACUAGGACUUGAACUCUCCAACAAGCCAUUCCUGUGGGUUGUUAGGCCAGACAUUACUGAUGGUGCCAAUGAAGCCUUCCCAGAUGGGUUUGAAGAAAGGGUAGCCAACCGUGGGAAAAUGGUGGGUUGGGCGCCGCAACAGAAGGUUUUAAGUCACCCUUCCAUUGCCUGCUUCGUUAGCCAUUGCGGUUGGAAUUCAACCAUGGAAGGUUUAAGCAAUGGGCUUCCUUUCUUAUGUUGGCCAUACUUUGCUGACCAGUUCAUCGAUGAGAGCUACAUUUGUGAUCUUUGGAAGGUAGGAUUGCGGUUUAAAAGAGACGAAAGUGGAAUCAUUACAAGAGAAGAAAUUAAAAGUAAGAUAGAUCAAGUGGUUGGUGAUGAAAAAUUUAAAGAAAGAGCUUUAGCACUCAAGAAAACUGCCAUAGAAACUGUUAAAGAAGGUGGUCAGUCGAACAAGUGUUUGAACAAAUUCAUUGAAUGGAUCAAGGCAUAGGAACUGGCCACAAGUGAUGAUGGAUCAUUGUUAAGGAAAAUAAAACAUGUAAUAACCACUAGGAAAUCUCUGCCAUCACAACCAGGGUUUUAAUUCCAUCGUGUAUUUCUCUUUUAUCAUAUAUUCGAAGAAUCAAAGUCAUUGUUUUUUAAUUUGUAAUAGUCUUUUGCAUUGCGAGGAAUAAGCUCAUCAAUUCUCUUUUCCUUGCUUUGGAUCAAUCGAUCUUAAUGGUGUGUGAAACUUUUUCUACUGUUA
Messenger RNA from Pistacia vera, 1697 nucleotides. Its product is annotated as UDP-glycosyltransferase 83A1-like. Gene Ontology annotation, molecular function: UDP-glycosyltransferase activity. The record is from RefSeq and is a predicted model, not a curated record. NCBI's taxonomy places the organism in Eukaryota, Viridiplantae, Streptophyta, Magnoliopsida, Sapindales, Anacardiaceae. Bases 45 to 1442 code for a protein of 465 amino acids. The transcript has 2 exons.